CAAUUUUACGAAUAAUGAAAUGAUGUCAUGAUAUUGAAAUGUGUUUUACAUAAUAAUCACUUUCAUCUUACAGCUUAUGUUCUUUAUGAAUAAAUGAAUGUUUUAUUAAUGAUUUGUUUUUAAGAAAGCAUUAUAAUAUGCUAUCUGAAGUCAAUCAUAUGUGAAGUGAAGGGCUGCAUGGAUCUCAGGGAUGAGUGGAGAACAGUUGGUUUUUUCUUUGUUUGGGUGUGUUUAUCUUUGUCUGCAGACUAAAAUGGGUGUGGUGAUGGAGUCAGAUGUACGAGGGGAACGGCCUUUGUGGGUGGAGAUUCUAAGAAGAAAGAUCGACGUCACAUAGUUUAUAAAUAUGCAUGUUACUUUUUGAGCUGGUCGUUCAUUGUUUGAGAUGACCCAGUGCACUGUAAAACUUUUUCAUAUCUGAUCAAUAAAUAGUUUAAUUUUAAUACUGUGCCUCUCCUCUAAUUAUGAACACGAAAUGGACCUUUAAAGUCCAACAAUUGGUGACCCCUGACGUUUUGUGGAGGGAAAGGAGAGAGUGAGCGGAAGGAGGGUUUCACAUUGAAGAAACCAGAGUAAGCGAGGAUUCCCUUUCAACACAAAAAGAGCGCUCUAUUAAAAUAAGGUAAGCAGAAGCCUGUUUUAUCAAAUUCUGCUAAUUGGAUAUACCAAAUUACUUGUGUUGAUAAGGAGAUCCGAACUGAAUUACAAAUUUAUAUUUUUAUAAAUUGAUCAGAGUGAAAAACUUUUUGAAAUUUUUGAUUAAAUAAAAGGUUGAGGAGUCCUUUAACGCAUUAGGCGUUAUAAAAUACCGACUCAGGUUGUAGCCUGUAGGGGGUGAAAAGGCCCGUGGAUGGAAGGUCCACAAAUACUGUUAAUGGCGGUGUAAGUUAACAGAAUUAAUUAAAAAGGUUGAGGAUUCCUUUAAUACAUUAGGUAUUAUAAAAUACCGACUCAGGUUGUAUAGCCUGUAGGGGGUGUACAGCAGCCCGUUGGAUGAGAGGUCCACGAAUACUGGAAAGAAGAAGUGACGUCUUAAUGUAAAUAGUAUUGUUGAUAUAUUGUUGUUAUUUUUGUGACAUUCCUGUGAAAGUUGUAUUGUGUUUGUAUUGCGGGUGAAACUCCUGAAAACUACUGGUGUAUAUAUCUUUCUGCUAGAAAAGAGUGACGUGUUGUGCUUUUUGAAGUUUUGAAUGCUUGUAAAUUGUGUGAAAAUGGCUAAAUUAAAAAAAAUGUGAUGAGUAUGGUUGCCUAACAGUGUAUGUGCAAUGGCAAAAAAGGCAAGUAGUUUGGAAAGGGACCAACUGUAAAAGACUCAGAAACAGAUUUGAGAAAGAGUUGAGAAUUUGGACGAGAUUAGCUCUGGUUGCUGCUGCCAUGCAGGCUAUUAAAUCAAAUAAAAAAGGCGAAGUUGACAGUGGUGCUGCUGCAAAGCAAAAGGUUGAACAAGGAAACAGUCAACCAGACUCAAGUGUGACACCUACGGCUCCUCCUCCAGCUCCACCCCCAGUGAAAUCGAUCUAUCCCUCCUUGCCCACACCUCCUCCUUAUGAGGAAGCCAAAGCCCCAAUGCAACAGCCUGUUUUUCAAAUCAAUAGCGGUCAUGUAGAUGUAGAGGUAGAUAAGAUUAAGAAUAAGCUUUUGAAACUGCAGCUAGAACAGACUAAACAGGCCAACACAAAAAAGAAACAAAUGCCCAAGCAGGCCCAACCAACACCAGUAGCUAUGACAACUAGUGUCCUGGACAACGUACAAUAUCUCAAUCAGCCCAUAGAUCCAUAUACAGGCCCACCCUAUAAAGGAAACCCGUGGGAGGGAUAUAACCAACAGAGAAGGGGAGGGCCAAGAAGGAGUAGUAGACCAAAACAGGGAGGUUUUGGAGGUUUUGUAAGGAAUACAUGUUAUGUGUGCGGACAAGAAGGUCAUUGGGCCAGAAGAUGCCCUCAAAAUGGGUCACAGCCCCAAUAUUCCAGUGUAAGGUAUCCACUUAACGCACCAAAUGCAAGGGGAUGGGGUCCCAAUAGAGGAGGUGGCGGGCGUGGAAAUGGUGGUUUUGCCAGGGGACCACCAGCGCCACACAACCCAUCACAACCAGAUUUAAUGGCGCCUAUGCACCCAACAUGGGGCCAAAGGGAGUGAUGCGGAUGAAUGACGGGGCACACAGGAACCCACCAUGAGGGGAAUGGCUGAGCCCCUCAUGGACAAAGUGGUAAACGAUACACCACUAAAAGCUCUAGUGGAUACUGGAGCUACAUACUCCACUGUAAAAAGAGGCACCAUAAAGUCAAAAGACCUGAGUAAUAAAACAGUGAGUGUGAUGGGUUUCUGGUAAAAUUGAAAAGUGACUAUAAACAAAUCACUACCCUAUAAGGUAGCAAACCAGUCUAGUUUGCACACAUUUCUGUAUUCCUCCAACACACUAGUUAAUAAUAGAAAGGGACCUAGAAAUUACAAUGACCUGUCAAUGUUGUAAUGUGCCCCCGGACGGACGGGGAACAAAUGAAUGGCUAAUUAAACUAUGGAGAGAUAGAGGCUUAUGUCUGACCCAGGACCAGAGACUUAUGUUAUUUUUUUUUUUUUUUUUUUGGGCCUUAUAAACAACAAACAAUAGAUAAUAAGGUAUGUACCAAUAUAUAAAACGGUGUCUUAGAUAAAGUUUACCAAAAAAUCCUGGCCAGCCAAACCUGAAAUUAUGUCCAUGAAGGUGUAAACAUGACUGAUCUAAUCACUGAGGGUGAGCCAUAUGACUGCAUACCAUUGACUGAAAAAAAAAAAAAAAGCAAA
Molecule: messenger RNA, 2781 nt
Organism: Misgurnus anguillicaudatus (oriental weatherfish)
Lineage: Eukaryota; Metazoa; Chordata; Actinopteri; Cypriniformes; Cobitidae
Source: RefSeq, a predicted model, not a curated record